Pogona vitticeps (central bearded dragon) is the source of this 2351-nucleotide messenger RNA. It is a transcript of the gene NTSR1, whose product is annotated as neurotensin receptor 1. The record is from RefSeq and is a predicted model, not a curated record. Gene Ontology annotation, molecular function: G protein-coupled neurotensin receptor activity. Gene Ontology annotation, cellular component: plasma membrane. Gene Ontology annotation, biological process: neuropeptide signaling pathway. Lineage: Eukaryota; Metazoa; Chordata; Lepidosauria; Squamata; Agamidae.
UACCAGCGGGAGAGAGAGAGAGAGAGAGCAUCCUUAAAGUGAGCAUCCUCAGCAGCCCUUGGGCUCAGCUUUCUCUCCCCAGGAGAAAGACAACAUGCACUCCAACGCAACUUCUUCCCUGUCCCAGCUGGGAUACCUGAUGGGACAUUUUCACUUGCAGCCCACCAGCCAUACGAUGCCGAGUGCCGGGAACCUCUCCAAUGCUUCAGAUUCGGAGUCCAAGAUGCCCAACGAGGAGGAUCUUGAUGUGAACACAGACAUCUACUCCAAAGUCAUGGUCACCGUCAUCUACCUGGUGCUCUUCUUGAUAGGGACCAUUGGCAACUCCAUCACUGCCUAUACCCUGGUGAGGAAGAAGUCCCUGCAGAAUCUGCAGAGUACGGUGCAUUAUCACCUGGCUAGCCUGGCGUUCUCGGACCUGCUCAUCUUCCUCCUCUGCAUGCCCAUUGAACUCUACAACUUCAUCUGGAUCCAUCACCCUUGGGCGUUUGGCAACGACAUCUGCAAGGGCUACUACUUCCUACGGGACGCCUGCACCUACGCCACCGCUCUCAACAUCGCCAGCCUGAGCGUGGAACGGUACAUGGCCAUCUGCCACCCCUUCAAAGCCAAGAGCAUCAUGUCCCGAAGCAGGACCAAAAAAUUCAUCAGCUGCAUUUGGGUGGCUUCCCUCCUGCUGGCCAUCCCAAUGAUCGUGACCAUGGGAGAGGUAUACAAGGUCCCCCAAGAUCCCGACUCACUCAUCUGCACUCAAAUCGUGGAAGCUUCCACGCUGAAAGUUGUCAUCCAGGUCAAUGCGUUCAUUUCUUUCAUUUUCCCAAUGGUCGUUAUCUCUGUCCUGAACACCAUCAUCGCCAACCAGCUCAUCAUCAUGUUCAAGCAAGCCGCACAAGAAAACCAGGUGUGCACUAUCGGAGGGCAACAGACCAUGCUCAGCAUGUCCAUGGAGCCAGGCCGUGUACAAGCCCUGAAGCAUGGCGUUCGAGUCUUACGAGCUGUUGUGAUUGCCUUUGUGGUCUGCUGGCUUCCAUAUCAUGUACGGCGACUUAUGUAUUGCUAUGUGCCAGAAAAUCAAUGGACAGACUUCCUUUAUGAUUUCUACCAUUACUUCUACAUGCUGACCAACAUUCUCUUCUAUGUAAGUUCGGCCAUCAACCCGGUCCUGUACAACCUGGUCUCUGCCAACUUCCGCCAAACGUUCCUCUCCACCCUGAUGUUCAUGUGCCUGCCGUGGAGGAAGAAGAAGAAAAGAACCAAGUUCAACAGGAAGUCCAACAGUAUCUCAAGCAACCACACCUUCUCCAGCCAAGUGACCAGAGAAACCACGUACUGAGGUUUGGGCUUUGCUCAGGAAGGAAAGGAAAUGUGUCUCAGUCCAUGACAGAAGGAGAACUUGGGCUGAGGGCUCUGCCACUUUUUUUUUACAUGGCCUCCGAAUUCACCAUAGCAUGAAUGUGUUUAUUAGCUGGGUGUCAUACAUUGGAACAACUAGGUGUCUUUUCUACGAGUCAGCGUUGGGAUUCUGUUAUUGCAUUGGCCUCUGCCUGUUGUCAGUAAUGUCUCCAUGUGUUGUUGUUUUGAUCCAGCAUAGACCUCGCCUGUGACGUCAUCCAGGAAGCUGUAGCAUUUAUGGAGUCAAUGUUGGCCAACGCUUGAAUGCCUCUUGUGCUGCAGUCCAUCCAUUUCUCAGUUUAGAAGUGACACAGGGACACCCUUCUUCAUAAGAAGGGCUCACUGGCCACUGACCAGUAGUCCUGAGAUUCUAAAAGGAUCCUGAGGCUGGACAGGUGUUAGGGUCAGAUUUUGGCUUUGUUUGCUUUUUUAAAAGUGAAAAUGGGUUGUUGGCUCUUUUUUUAGGAUGGGCAAAGGGGAAAAAAACUUAUUCCAUCCAGUUCUUUAUGGAAAGAGGAAUGUAAACUGUUUAAUAAAGAAGGGCAUGCAAUACUCAGGGAAUGAGGUUAUUAUUGUAUUUUGGAAUCUGGUCUGAAUCCAGAUUCCGUAGCCAGUGUGCAAGAGAACCAGUUUGACCCUCUUUUCUUUCACAGCAGGGAAUGCUGUGGCGAGUCCAUGGUGCUAUCUUGGAUUUAGCUUUGGAGAACAGCAUUUCAGCCUUGCUUGAGCCAGAAGAUAGGCUCUCUCUUCCCUCCUCAUCCUUAUUUUAUAUGUGCCUGGUAUGGCAGAGCCUCUUUCCUUGAUCAGUGUUUCUAAACAAUGUUAAAGCAUAGGGUAUCUUUUCACAGAAGAAGAAUAAGAAUCUUGGCAAAGAGGCCUGCCAAAAAACAGCAUAGUUACUCUAAUAAACACGAUUUGUAUUUUUUUAUAUAUAUACAGUUGACACGUAUGCGGGAUUG